This is a messenger RNA of Rhopalosiphum padi (bird cherry-oat aphid), 396 nucleotides long. Its product is annotated as TATA-binding protein-associated factor 2N-like. The record is from RefSeq and is a predicted model, not a curated record. Lineage: Eukaryota; Metazoa; Arthropoda; Insecta; Hemiptera; Aphididae. The transcript has a single exon. Bases 1 to 396 code for a protein of 131 amino acids.
AUGUGUGGGUGCGGAAGUAGUAAAGUAGAAAAGGAUAGUACUUACGGCGAUGAUACUUACGGCGAUGGUACUUACGGCGAUAGUACUUAUGACGAUGGUACUUACGGCAAUAGUAGAUACAAUAACCAUCGCAAACGUCGUCGCCAAAAUCAUACCAUUGGCGACAAUAAUCAUUACAGCUCAGACACCUACCCCGCUGGCGAUUCUAAUUACGUUAGUAGUUAUCAUAACGAUAAUCGUCGAGACAGCGACGGCUGUUGCGAUUGUUUUGGCGGUGACGGCGACGGUGAUUGUUAUGGCGGUGACGGCGACGGUGAUUGCUAUGGCGAUGGCGAUGGAGGUGACUGCGGAGGUGAUGGUGGAGGCGACGGCGGAGGUGACGGCGGCGGCGACUAA